This is a messenger RNA of Penicillium waksmanii, 1596 nucleotides long. Its product is annotated as chaperonin-containing T-complex subunit CCT2. Gene Ontology annotation, biological process: protein folding. Bases 1 to 1596 code for a protein of 531 amino acids. The record is from RefSeq and is a predicted model, not a curated record. The transcript has 4 exons. Lineage: Eukaryota; Fungi; Ascomycota; Eurotiomycetes; Eurotiales; Aspergillaceae. Gene Ontology annotation, molecular function: ATP binding; ATP-dependent protein folding chaperone; ATP hydrolysis activity. Gene Ontology annotation, cellular component: cytosol; chaperonin-containing T-complex.
AUGGCUUCCUUCGGCAAUCCCACACAGAUCUUUGCGGACGACGUAAUUGAGGAGAAGGGCGAGAAUGCUCGUCUUUCGGCCUUUGUUGGUGCCAUCGCCGUCGGCGACUUGGUGAAGAGCACCCUCGGUCCCAAGGGAAUGGACAAGAUUCUGCAAUCUGCAUCCACUGGUGAAAUCCUCGUUACCAAUGACGGUGCUACUAUUUUGAAAUCGAUCGCUCUGGACAACGCCGCCGCGAAGGUCCUGGUCAACAUUUCCAAGGUCCAGGACGACGAGGUCGGUGAUGGUACAACAUCCGUCACCGUGUUGGCCGCCGAGCUUCUGCGCGAGGCCGAGAAGCUGGUCAACUCUAAGAUCCACCCCCAGACCAUUAUCGAUGGUUACCGGAUAGCCAGCAAGGCCGCCCUGGCCGCCCUCGAGACUGUGGCCGUCGACCGCAGCAGGGACCCCGAGGCCUUCCGCAAGGACCUGCACGCUAUCGCCCGUACCACACUGAGCUCUAAGGUUCUCGCCCAAGACCGCGAACAUUUUGCUCGUCUCGCCUGUGAGGCUGUCCUCCGCCUGAAGGGCUCCACCGACCUCAGCCACAUCCAGAUUAUCAAGAAGGCCGGCGGCAAGCUGAACGACUCAUACCUGGAUGAGGGAUUCAUCAUGGACAAGAAGAUUGGUGUCAACCAGCCCAAGCGAUUGGAGAACGCCAAGAUCCUGGUGGCCAACACUGCCAUGGACACGGAUAAGGUCAAGAUUUUCGGUGCUCGCGUCAAGGUCGACUCGACCGGUAAGCUGGCCGACCUGGAGAAGGCCGAGCGUGAGAAGAUGCGCGCCAAGGUUGAGCAGAUCAAGUCCCACGGCAUCAACUGCUUCGUCAACCGUCAGCUGAUCUACAACUGGCCCGAGCAGCUGUUCACCGAGGCUGGCAUCAUGUCUAUUGAGCACGCCGACUUCGACGGCAUUGAGCGUCUCGCUCUGGUAACUGGCGGUGAGAUCGCCUCUACCUUCGAGCACCCUGACCAGGUGAAGCUGGGAUCCUGUGACCUGAUUGAGGAGGUCAUUAUUGGUGAGGACACCUUGAUCAAGUUCUCCGGUGUGUCUGCCGGCCAGGCCUGCACCAUUGUGCUGCGCGGUGCCACCGAGCAGCUGCUGGACGAGGCCGAGCGCUCGCUGCACGAUGCUCUCGCCGUCCUGUCACAGACCGUGAAGGACCCGCGGGCUACCCUGGGCGGUGGCUGCGCGGAGAUGGUGAUGGCCAAGGCCGUCGAGCAGGCUGCGCAGAACACCACUGGUAAGAAGCAGCUGGCGGUGGACGCUUUCGCACACGCUCUGAAGCAGCUGCCCACCAUUCUGGCUGAUAAUGCGGGUCUGGACUCCAGUGAUCUGGUGACCCGCCUCCGCCAGGCCAUCAACAACGGCAUGACCAGCUCCGGACUGGAUCUGUUGACGCCGGGUGGAGGUAUUGCUGAUAUGCGCGAGUUGGGCGUUGUGGAGGCGUAUAAGCUGAAGAAGGCGGUUGUUUCGUCGGCCUCGGAGGCUGCAGAGCUUCUUCUCCGAGUGGAUAACAUCAUCCGGGCGGCGCCCCGCCGUCGUGAGCGGAUGUGA